UUAAUAUCAACUUGGGGUAACAAAACAAUCGAAUGGUACAUCUUUUUUGCCUUAGGCCCCAUUGCCUUGAAUACACUUUUUCUAACUUUAUAAUGUGUCAAAGGAAUUAUAAGAAGCUAGCUUAGCUUCUUCUCCUCCAAGCAAUGCCCUCACAUUUUCUCCUACUACUCCAAAAGACUAUCCACCAUGGAAGUGCCACUGUUUGCUGAAUUUGAGACUCAAUCCUCUGCAUCUUCCUCUUCAUCCCCCUUGGCAAGCGAGUCGUCGACACGAUUUAAGUCCAAGAAAGUUGAGAAAGUGAAAAAUGCAAACGAAAGCAAGAGAAAGGUUAAAAAUGAUGAAGUCGAGGGGAAACAUCCAACGUAUAGAGGAGUAAGAAUGCGUCAAUGGGGCAAAUGGGUAUCUGAAAUCCGGGAACCGAGGAAGAAGUCAAGAAUUUGGCUAGGCACAUUUCCUACAGCUGAAAUGGCAGCUCGAGCACAUGAUGUAGCAGCUCUAACGAUUAAAGGCAAGUCAGCUUACCUAAAUUUCCCUGAGAUAGCUCAUGAGCUUCCCCGUCCGGUCAGUGCAUCACCAAAGGAUAUCCAAGCUGCUGCUGCUAAAGCAGCUGCCUUAAACUAUCCUAAAAGCCAUGAAGUUGAAGCAGAGCUGAGCCAGGUUGAUCAAAUGUUUCCUCGAUCUCCAGCAAGCACAGUGACAUCUCAUGACACUCAAGACUCAUCAAGCUCACCCUUAAUCAACAAUGAUGAUGCAUUCAUUGACCUUCCGGAUCUCUUGCUGGACAUGAAUCAUCAGAUUGACGAGUUCUGGGGCUCAUUAUCAUGGCAGCUGCCUGCAACUGAUGAUCCUGUUGAAAAUGGAUUUGGAUAUGAGGAGCCUUGCCUUUGGGAAUACUGCUAGAGAGUACCCGAGAAGAGACAGCAACUCCCUUGCCUGUAAUUUCCCAAGCUUCCCAGGCUUGAUACAUUAGUCACUAGAUGUCCAAUUUUCUUCCAAAUUGGAUGCCCAAAUCUAUCUGGCGCAAGACAAGAUGGAAUUUACAGGUUUGAUUUAAUAUCUUGCUUACCCAAAAUCACCACCCUGGAAUUCCAUUGAUUAACAGAGAGGUCACAGUUCAUCCAUUCCAAAGUCACCCUGCUCAAGAUAACAUGGAAGCUCUCACCUCCCUGAUUUUAUGUUAGAUGAACAUUGUGAAUAUGAUCAAAUGACAGUUUUAUGCACAUUAGAUAGCCUAAGGUUCUCUAUUCUCACCCCCCACCCCCUCUUUCCCUUUUUUUUUUUUUUUAUCGGGUUAUAGGCUUUUUUACCUAGCUUUCAGGUGAAAUUGUAACUUGACAAGAGUACAUAAAUUGCUAGAAACAAGGUAGAAUAUAAGGAAGGAAUCCUUUAUAGUACUGUACUUUUUUGUGUUUUUCUUUUCCUUUUUUUUUUGAGCACCCAAAGUUCAGAGGAGAAUUCUCCUGAGUUUUGAUGCAUAUGAGACAUGAUUGAGUCAGAAUUUCACCCA
Theobroma cacao (cacao) is the source of this 1507-nucleotide messenger RNA. Its product is annotated as Integrase-type DNA-binding superfamily protein. Gene Ontology annotation, biological process: regulation of DNA-templated transcription. The record is from RefSeq and is a predicted model, not a curated record. Lineage: Eukaryota; Viridiplantae; Streptophyta; Magnoliopsida; Malvales; Malvaceae. Gene Ontology annotation, molecular function: DNA binding; DNA-binding transcription factor activity.